UCACCGAAGAAGAAGAAGAAGAAGUGUUUCCGUUAAGAUGGCUGUCGGUGCCUUCCCCAUCGCCAAGCUCCUCUAUCUCGGUGUACGGCAGCUCAGUAAGCCCGUGGCCAACAGGCUCAAAGCCGGGGCUCUCCGGAGCGACUUCUUCAAGACAUAUGUUUGUCUUCCACCGGGACAGAUUUACCACUGGGUGGAGAUGAGGACCAAGAUGAGGAUCAUGGGUUUUCGGGGUUCCACUAUCAAGCCCCUGAACGAAGAGGCGGCAGCAGAACUGGGUGCAGAGCUCCUGGGGGAAGCCAUCAUCUUCAUCGUCGGAGGAGGGUGUAUGAUCCUAGAGUACAGUAGACAGGCGGCCAACUCUAAGAGGAAGGAAGAAGAGCUGAGUCACACCAUUGGCAGUCUGCAGACACAGAUAGGAGAGCUAGCCUUGAACACAGAGACGCUGGAUGCCAGGCUAAGGGAGGUCAACAGGCUGCUGCUGUCCUUACCGCCUCCAGGCCUAGCACCGUCUGCUCCUGCCACCACGCAACUUCCUGUUUCGGAUCCUGCUACCACUCUGGCUUCCUCUUCUGUGGAUCCCAGUCAAAAGUGAUACCUGUGUAAUUUCUGAAUUAGCCUGGUGGUCAACGGAUCUGUUUUUGUCUUUAGCCAAGUUCUCGCUCAUUUCAUAACUAGCCUUUUCUGUAGUGUUGUCAGACGAGACUAAAGGGCUAUACACACACACACACACACACUCUGCAAAUGGAUCGACGGAGAUCCGUUUGUAUCAACCUCUGCUUACUUUUGUGGGGCUAACUUUUUUUGAAUGGACCAUAUACGACGCUCUGUUUGCGUCGUGUGUGUGUGUGUGUGUGUGUGUGUGUGUGUGUGUGUGUGUGUGUGUGUGUGUGUGUGUGUGUGUGUGUGUGUGUGUGUGUGUGUGUGUGUGUGUGUGUGUGUGUGUGUGUGUGUGUGUGUGUGUGUGUGUGUGUGUGUGUGUGUGUGUGUGUGUGUGUGUGUGUGUGUAUAGAGUCCUUUCCGUCUAGGUUAUGAUGCCACACGAGUCAGUUGUUGGCUAAAACAGACACAGAUCUCUGUCCACCAGGUUAUGUCUGGUAAUGAAAGGACUGUGACGCUUCCCAGAUGAAACAGUUUGUGUGUAUAUUAUGAUAUUUGAUUUGGUCUUUGGCAUUUAUUUAUUUUUUUUCUGUUAAUUUUUAUUCUUGAGCCAAGUCUUUGUUCGGUACUCCUAGUAGUACUACUCCUGGUGGUGGUGGUAGUACUACUCCUGGUGGUGGUGGUAGUACUACUCCUGGUGGUGGUGGUAGUACUACUCCUGGUGGUGGUGGUAGUACUACUCCUGGUGGUGGUGGUAGUACUACUCCUGGUGGUGGU
Messenger RNA from Salmo salar (Atlantic salmon), 1374 nucleotides. It is a transcript of the gene opa3, whose product is annotated as outer mitochondrial membrane lipid metabolism regulator OPA3. The record is from RefSeq and is a predicted model, not a curated record. Gene Ontology annotation, biological process: regulation of lipid metabolic process. Gene Ontology annotation, cellular component: mitochondrion. Lineage: Eukaryota; Metazoa; Chordata; Actinopteri; Salmoniformes; Salmonidae.